AUGGCUACCAGCACAACCCAAGAAUCCUUCUCUUCAAAGCAAUCGAUUUACGACGUGUUUUUGAGCUUCAGAGGUGAAGACACUCGCAAAAACUUCACAGGCCAUCUCUACAUGGCAUUAAAAGAGGCCGGAAUCAAUGCCUUCAUUGACGACAAUGAACUGAGGAGAGGGGAAGAUAUAACAGCAGAACUGGUGCAGGCAAUCCAAGGGUCUAGAAUCUCUGUGAUCGUCUUCUCGAGGCGGUACGCGGAUUCCGGUUGGUGUCUUGAGGAGCUGGUCAAGAUCAUGGAGUGUAGAAGAACAGUGAGGCAAAUGGUUUUGCCAAUAUUCUAUGAUGUUGACCCUUCAGAUGUGAGAAAACAGAAUGGCUGUACUGAGUGGAGGUCUGCUCUCACUGAAGCAGCCAAUUUGUCUGGCUGGGAUCUUCGGAACACCGCAGAUGGGCAUGAAGCAAGGUUUAUCAGGAAAAUUAUUGCCGAGAUUACUAGACAGCUGAACAACGUGUACUUGUUCGUUGCUGUCUACCCAGUUGGAAUAAAUUCUCGAGUGGAAGAUAUGAGUUCUUACCUAGGUGUUGGAUCGAAUGACAUUCGCAUGGUUGGAAUUUUGGGGAUGGGAGGACUGGGUAAAACAACGAUUGCCAAAGCCAUCUAUAACCAAUUUUAUCAUAGCUUUGAAGGUAAAAGUUUCGUGGCAGAUGUUAGGGAAACGUCAAAGCAACCAAAUGGUCAGGUUCGUUUGCAAGAACAACUUCUAUCUGAUAUUUUGAAACCAGCCAAGAAGAUAAAGGUUGGAUGUGUUGAUAAAGGGAUCACUAUCAUAAAAGAAAGACUUGGAUGUAGAAAGGUACUUGUCAUAAUUGAUGAUGCAGAUCAAAUGGAGCAACUAAGGGCAAUAGCUGGAAAGCGUGACUGGUUUGGUUCAGGAAGUCGGAUUAUUAUAACAACAAGAGAUCAACAUUUGCUAAAGCAACUUGAAGUGGAUACAGUGUUUCUGGCUCCAGAAAUGAAUGAAGAAGAAGCUCUCGAGCUCUUCAGUUGGCAUGCCUUUAGAAAUAGUUAUCCUAAUGAAGGAUAUCUUGAUCUCUCAACAAGUGUAGUUUCUUACUGUGGAGGUUUGCCACUAGCACUUGAAGUUUUAGGCUCUUUUUUAUUUGGAAGAAGCAUACCAGAGUGGACAAGCGCAUAG
This is a messenger RNA of Prunus armeniaca (apricot), 1188 nucleotides long. NCBI's taxonomy places the organism in Eukaryota, Viridiplantae, Streptophyta, Magnoliopsida, Rosales, Rosaceae. The record is from the annotation of a GenBank genome assembly.